CUUUAAUGUGCCUGCUUGACUACAUUACCAACCUUGCUUUAUCUUACCUUAAUCUGUUCUACUCUAUCUUCUUGUCGUUCGCUCCUCUUCACCGUCUUUUUGUCUUUCGUUGUCGAUCCUCUGUUUUUGGGCCGACUGUGUUUGCUAAUCUACUUGCAUUAUCGUUGUAUACGAACUCACCCACCACCAGUCACAACCUCCCACCCCGUCACGCCUAUCCGGUCUCCCUUUGUUGCUUCCUUCACGCAUGUCGUCGCACAACAGCCUCUUGUUCCAUGGCGGAACCUAGAGAAAAGAGCUGGACUCGCACAUUGUAGUGACUGUUGCAGUUCUCGGCGCUGGGCGCCAGAUCCCUGGUCAUGUCUGCUGGAGUCGAAGGGCAAGUCAUGCCCACAGUACCUGUCCACGCUGCCAGUCCUCUUCAUUCUUCUGUCCAUCUGCCCUGCUCCGAUUCGAUACCAAGGCCACCUUCCGCAGAGAUCACGCGCUCUGCAAGCUACACUUAUCUUUCAACUCUUGAAAAAGAGCCUGCAAUCACCACGAUCAAAAGGACCUUCUCCGACAAUGUUCUCUCCCUACCUCCUGAAGUGAGAUCCAAAAUGAAUGACUCUACCCAAUCUACGAAUAAAGUCCUCUUUCGCCGGGCAUCGAGGAAAGCAAAGAAACGGAUAACAAGUGGCAUUUUUUCCUUCUCGUCGGAACCAGAACAAGAAGAUGACGAUGUACGAGGAGGUCGAGAAACCGAGAUAGACCCUGUCAAGGUGGAACAAAGCCGCAGCCUCAGCCGAUCUGUUACUGGUACCAUCCGCACCCUGGCCCGAAAAUCCUGGGCUGGAUCGAGACCUUCAUCCCCUGCCCCGAAGGAUGGUUCCGCCCCGAGGAAGCGCAGCUGGUCACCGACCAAAAUCAAAGAUGCUGCCACUUCAAAGCCAGCUUCUAGCAGGUCGCCUUCGCGAUCACGCGAGUCAGAUGCUGCAAAAUCCACGCCUCCUCAGCUUCUACGACCUCCGCUGAGCGUGUUGCCCAUCAAAAACAAGAGUGAAGUCAGUCUGAAGCGCUUAUCACGAAAUUCGUCUUCCACUUCGCUUGCGUCAGAUGAAAGAAGCAGAUCUAAAGUCUCACUCGGGAAACUUCCGCCGUUGCCGAGAACUCUUUCCUCCGAUCGUUUGGCGUCUUUCCAGCAAGAGCUGGCCCGGAAAAAGGAUCCGUUAGCUACAGCUUUCAGAAAUGUCGACAGCGAGUUCAUCACAUUUCAUGCAAAGCCCAGCGUACAGAAGUCAAAGGUUCUUCGUACCGUCUUGCUGCCCUUUCUCCACAAAUAUGCUCGCCACCCCUCUAUCACAUCUCUUCGAGCGGAAGACCUUGAUAGACGGACUGUCAUCCUGAACAAGUGGUGGACUGCACUACUGGAAAUGCUACACGGGACCAACAACCAAAUGAUCUCAUUGUCCGAUAGACCUGCUUUUCUCGAGUCCGUAAGCAUGAUCAUGUCAAGGCUAGAAUGGACGGUUCCAGGCUUCAAUGCGGCACUGGGCGAGAUCUCCCAACCUGCGUCCAUCCCCAAAUCCAAGUCGACAAACUCCCUCGAGUCAGAAGAUUCGGAUUUCCUGAGCGAUACUAUCAAGCAGAAUGUGCGGAACAUGUUCAUUCAGAAUCUGCUGUCUCAGCUGAAAUUUGUCAUCGAAAAGUUGUCCUGGCGCGCUGCUCCCUCAAGCCUAGUUACUUUCGCCGGCAAAACCUGUGCUUAUGCUUUUUUUUAUUGUCCGGGUGUCGCAGACAUGCUCGCUCGACAGUGGAAUGUGGGCGCUGGUACACUGGGCAGGAUAUUCACCGAGUUUGAUAUCCAUUUUGGAGAUAAACUGGCCCUCAUAUCGAACGCUUUCGCAGGAAGAUUUCCACCGCCGAUUCGAUCUUUGUCCGCUAUCUCGCAAAGCACCCUUGCACGCCACCUGCAGCCUCAGCGUCAACGCCCACAAGGAUUGGAACAGUUGGACUGGUGGCAUCCAACAUGGGUAAAUCGUUGGUGUGGACGCGAUACUGAUCUGUUCUUUUCGUUCACGAAAUAUUUCCAUCUACUUGUCCCUGAAUUCCUGUCUGAGGAGCUAUCUUCGAAGGAACGUGCUGGUAUACCAGGUCUUAUUCCGGUCUGUGCACAGAUGCUGGUCGUUCUGGAGGCUACUCUGUAUCGGCAAGCUAAUCAACAGCGAUAUGAUGAUGACGGCACGGAAGGCUCCAGAUUCGACAGAGAUCACCCAGAUUCUCUAGCUCCUCUGCCUGUCAUUGCUAAUGCCGAUCGUUCGAUCGCCGAAAACCGUCUAAUCAUCUUAUUGAGGGACGUGUUAGGAGAUGUGGACUCUGAGGCUACUAUGUUCCGAGGCUUAUUUACCGGCUCGUUUGAAGCAGUCCUCAAGGCUGCCACUCGAAAAGUAUCCAUGUACAGCACCGAUCCAUGCUUCGUAAUUUGCGAUUUCAUGGAGGAAGUCCUCCCAAUUACCUUUCGAUAUCAUCAGACUUAUGGCGAUACCCCGAUCCUGGACUGGCCGUUUUGGCUCAAAGUCUUUAAGCAAAUGAUGCGAAGCCAGUCUAUGCUCACAAAAGUUCGACUGAUUGCAUUUUUGUACAAUAAGUGGACUAUUUUAAUUUCUAAUGAGGAGAGAAAGAGGGAGCUCGUUUUGGAAUGGUUGCUGGAUCAGGAAGUCUUUGAAGAAAAUUUCUGCAACUGGUCACCAAUGGUUCGACACUACUUCUACCGCCUACUCUGUUGGAGAGUCGCUCGUGUGGACGGACCGGUCACGACUUUGGACAUCGUCAUUCUUCAAACGUUCAACACUCGACUAAAUAAAUGCUGGGCUCACUAUCAAUAUCUGCUCAUGGAGGCAGACACACGAGGUCUCACCCCACCAUCCUCUGAACCUUGUACUCCCGCACCUGCACGUCUUCUCUUGAUCGUUCGCCUCGAUAAUCAGCCUCUGUUAGUGCCACAUAGGACGACAUUCGAGAGGAAACAACCCAAUCUUGGAUUGCUCAAUCAGAAUUCACCAUAUCAAAAUCAUUCGUCGGCUCUGAACACUAUUCCGACUGCAGACGUUCCUCCUCAGAUCAACAAAAAGCGAUGGAGCUUGUUCAAGGGGCUCAGUAUGUUCUCGCAGCCUGGAAAUGACCGCCCUGGUGAAGUCACUCCUCCAGGGAGCCCGGAUGAGGGAAGUUCGAACUCCAAUGGCACGAUCACAGGACCUAGCAGCGAAAUUGCUGGCCCCAAGCCAGUUUCUCGCCCGAUCACACCUCCACACCAACCUUGCUCAUUCCGCUUCGAACUACAGCAUCACCGUCCACCACCUCAACUGCAAGGCCAAAAUUGGACUUUGACGUCUCCUCUAUUGCCACAAACUGCACAAAAUAUUCUUAGAGUUCGAGAGAGCAGUGAAAGCAAUGCGAGUUCCGAAAGUAGUAGUAACAACAACCAGAAGUUCAGACCCAAAACGAAGACUGUCGAGCCUCGGCAGCCAGCGUACUCGGAGAUAGGCAAUGCACGUUACAGUGGACGAGCAUUAGCGGAGUGGUCACAAGUGGUGAGCGAGUGCCGAAAUUUCUACAUUCGACGCAGACAAGAUGGAGUCCCGAGGGACGGUCUUGUCGAGAUACCGACACUGGGAGUCGAAAAUUUCCGGAGUCCCGGUUAGUAUGUUUUUCUUUGCUACGGGAAACAUCUCUCAAGGUUGAGAUCCGUGACACCCUCAGGGACGGCGUACACGGAGCUGCCUUUUUGAAAGGAGAAGACAUGUCAUGAACACAACCUUUGUAUAUCUAUGCACCAUUAAUGGCGUUUAUGGGCAACCUUGUGGCUUUGAAGGGCGCCUUUUUUCUUGAAUAUACGUAUGCAAUUCUAUCAAGUUCUAGGGAUUGGGCGGUUGGGUUUCCGAACGGAUUGGGCUAAGAUACUGGAUACUAUCGUGUGACCAGGUGGUCGCACAUUCUCAGAACAGACGAAUGCAACGAUUUUGCUCCGCGAUGUCGAAGCUGAGCUAGCAAUUUUCACACUUUGAUGUCCC
Molecule: messenger RNA, 4049 nt
Organism: Exophiala oligosperma
Lineage: Eukaryota; Fungi; Ascomycota; Eurotiomycetes; Chaetothyriales; Herpotrichiellaceae
Exons: 2
Coding region: 360-3680 (1106 amino acids)
Source: RefSeq, a predicted model, not a curated record